Penicillium griseofulvum is the source of this 1200-nucleotide messenger RNA. Its product is annotated as intradiol ring-cleavage dioxygenase. The transcript is spliced from 3 exons. Bases 1 to 1200 code for a protein of 399 amino acids. The record is from RefSeq and is a predicted model, not a curated record. Gene Ontology annotation, molecular function: ferric iron binding; oxidoreductase activity, acting on single donors with incorporation of molecular oxygen, incorporation of two atoms of oxygen. Lineage: Eukaryota; Fungi; Ascomycota; Eurotiomycetes; Eurotiales; Aspergillaceae.
AUGGUCCAGCUAUCCAAAUUCCUCGCUAUUGCAGCUGCAUGUCUGGCGGCCCCUACCAUCGCCCACCCAGGAGAGAAGCAUGAUCCUCACGCCGUGAAGCGUGAGAUCCAUACCCGGGAUGCCAUGGCCGCCCACGCUAAGCGAUCCCUGGGCGGUUGCGAGAGCACAUUGCAUGCGCGCGAGUUGAACAAGCGUAGCAUCGCCCGUCGCUCGAGCACUGUCAAGAAACUCCGUCAGAAGCGCGGGAUCACUGCCUCUUCCCAGAAAUGGCGCCGUGAUCUUGCUGCCCUGGAGAAGUGGGAAGCCAUCGACCACAAUCGCACUGGCGUUCUCGAUUACAGCCCCGCGACUCCGGAGUCUGUCGUCUUCGGUGCUAACACUAGCUUCGUUCUGUCGCCCACAAUCACUGAUGGUCCCUACUAUGUCUGGGGCGAGGUUGUGCGCCAAAAUGUCAAGGAGGAGCUGUACUCGGAUGGUGUGGAUGUUUUCCUCGAGGUGCAGUACAUCGACGUGACUACCUGCAAGCCCGUCCCUGGCGCAGUGGUCGACAUUUGGCAAGCCAAUGCCACCGGUGUCUACAGUGGAAUCUCAAUGUCAGGCAACUACGCCGCAGACGGCUGGGACUCAACCUACCUGCGUGGUAUCCAGCAGACGGACCGCGACGGCGUCGCAACCUUCGAAAGCAUCAUCCCAGGCCACUAUGAAGGCCGAGCAACACACACCCACCUCCUCACGCACCUCAACGCAACCCUCCUACCCAACAAGACACUCAAAGCGGACACCGGUAGCGUGGCCCACAUCGGUCAGCUCUUCUGGAACGAGGUCCUUCGCAGUGCCGUCGAGAACACAUACCCCUACAACACCAACACGCAGGAGAUCACCUCAAACGCCGAGGAUAUGUGGAGUAUCGAACAGGCUGACAGCGCUUACGAUCCCUUCCCGGAGUACAUUUACCUCGGUGAGGGUCUGGACGAUGGGUUGUUCGCCUGGAUCCAGAUUGGAAUCAACACCACUGCUGAUUACACUGAUGACUCCUACUACAAUAUUGCUGCUUUCCACGGUGCUGAUGGUGGUUAUCAAAUUUCUGAUAGCUCGUUCGGUGGUGGUAGCGGUGGUCCCGCCGGUGCCUCUGGUUCUCCUCCUAGUGGUACUGGUAGUGUUGGUCCCACUCCAUCCGCCUCCUCUAGUGUCUCUCCUUAA